GAAUGGCCCGCGUGUAAUAUUCAUCGUCAUCCAAAAAGGAAAAAGACAACAGUUAUCAAACCCUGUCACCGUCCACCACCCCCACCACCACCACCACCACCAUCACCACUCCCUCUUCCUUCCUCCAUUUAUUGACACUCCAGUAGUACAACAAUCCUCAUUCAAAUGGCAAUGGCGACUCACUUCAACUUCCAAACUAACUUUCUCCCAUCUUCCCGUCCUCCCACUCGCCGCCUUUCUGUACUCGCUCUAUCUCCUCGAAUCUCCUCCAAGACCAAGAUACUACCCUCCUCAACAUUCUUGAAAGGAGAAAGCACAAAGCAAUUGCUCAAAUUCAACUAUGCUGCAACAACUACAACAACUAAACACCGCGUCAUUCGCAUGUCGUGGGACGGUCCACUCUCUUCCGUCAAAUUAAUCAUCCAGGGUAAAAACAUGGAGCUUAGUGAUGCGGUGAAGCAGCACGUGGAGGACAAAGUUGGGAGAGCAGUUCAGAAGCACAGCUACAUUGUUAGGGAAGUUGAUGUCAGGCUAUCUACUCGCGGAGGAGGAGAAUUUGGCCGAGGCCCCAGAACGCGCAGAUGUGAGGUGACUUUAUUUACUAAGAGGCAUGGGGUUGUGCGGGCCGAGGAGCACGCUGAAACUACCUAUGGGAGUAUAGAUUUGGUGUCCUCGAUCAUUCAGAGAAAGUUGAGAAAGAUCAAGGAAAAAGAAACCGAUCAUGGUCGCCACAUGAAGGGAUCCGAUAGGUUGAAAGUCAGGGAGCCCGUAUUGCCAUUACCGUCAGAUGAUGAAGAGGAUGAAAUUGAAAUUUCGCCACAGAAGGAGGAGGAAGAGCAACUUAUUGAAGAGGUUGUAAGAACAAAAUACUUUGACAUGCCUCCCUUAACCGUGUUUGAAGCAAUUGACCAGUUGGAAAAUGUUCAUCAUGACUUCUAUGCUUUUCGAAAUGAAGAAACUGGGGAGAUUAAUAUUGUAUACAAAAGAAAAGAAGGAGGUUAUGGGCUCAUUAUACCCAAAGGAGACGGCGAAGCAGAUAAAUUGGAGCCUAUAGUGCUUGAACCAGCUAAAGAACCCUCUGUGCAAGAAUGAAAGGCCUUCCACGAGAAAUUCGUUUUGUAAGAACACAAGAGCUUGUACAUGAUUAACGGAUGAUAAUCGCAAUUUCUUUGGAGACAGAAGUUGCAUAGGAAGUUUAAAUAGAGACUCUGGUGUUUCGAGUUCAAAACAAGUUUUAAAGUAUGACCCUGUGAUUGUAAAAUGAAAGGGACGCACCAUUGAGUGUGCUGCACAUAACUUACACAAUACAUAUUUUCCUCUAACUAUGUUAUCAGCUCUGUGUAGUGUGUUUAUUGCUUUUCCAUAAUAUAUAGUAAAAUUUUAAAUCAUUUUUCA
Vicia villosa (hairy vetch) is the source of this 1395-nucleotide messenger RNA. RefSeq names its product ribosome-binding factor PSRP1, chloroplastic. The coding region runs from base 166 to 1092 and encodes 308 amino acids. Gene Ontology annotation, cellular component: cytosolic small ribosomal subunit. NCBI's taxonomy places the organism in Eukaryota, Viridiplantae, Streptophyta, Magnoliopsida, Fabales, Fabaceae. The transcript is spliced from 5 exons. The record is from RefSeq and is a predicted model, not a curated record. Gene Ontology annotation, molecular function: ribosomal small subunit binding. Gene Ontology annotation, biological process: negative regulation of translational elongation; primary metabolic process.